Phlebotomus papatasi is the source of this 1692-nucleotide messenger RNA. It is a transcript of the gene GatB, whose product is annotated as glutamyl-tRNA(Gln) amidotransferase subunit B, mitochondrial. Gene Ontology annotation, biological process: glutaminyl-tRNAGln biosynthesis via transamidation; mitochondrial translation. Gene Ontology annotation, molecular function: glutaminyl-tRNA synthase (glutamine-hydrolyzing) activity. NCBI's taxonomy places the organism in Eukaryota, Metazoa, Arthropoda, Insecta, Diptera, Psychodidae. Bases 107 to 1660 code for a protein of 517 amino acids. The transcript has 5 exons. The record is from RefSeq and is a predicted model, not a curated record.
AAAAUGAUCUUUUCUCUGCAUUGGAGAGGGGGUAUUUGUCCCAAAAACCGGAAAAUCAAAACAAAUUGUUUCUUUGUGGAAUUUUUGAGAAAAAUUAGUUAUAAAAAUGAUGAUUAACAUUAAUAGCAGUAGAAUUAGAUUAACAGGUAUCUUAAGAAGUCGUGGGAUGGGAAAUUUCUCUACAAAACCUCUUCCGAAGAGCAAGCUGAAGUGGAAGAGUGUUGUGGGAUUGGAGAUCCACGCUCAGAUCGAGACAAAUUCAAAGCUCUUCUCAGGAGCUCAAGUGGAAUUUGCAGCUCCUGUUAAUGCCAAUGUCUCCCUCUUCGAUGCUGCAAUUCCCGGAACUCUUCCAGUUCUCAAUGAAGCCUGCGUCCGAGCAGGACUAUCAACAGCCUUGGCUCUAUCUUGUGACAUCAAUUUGGUGUCAAUGUUCGACAGGAAGCACUAUUUCUAUGCAGAUUUACCAGCUGGCUAUCAAAUAACUCAGCAGAGAGCUCCUUUGGCUCGAAAUGGAACCCUAUCUUUCCCAGUCUUCAUCCCAGGGAUCACUAAGAAGCCCUACCAGAAAACUGUCCAUCUGCACCAACUACAACUGGAACAGGAUAGUGGAAAAUCCCUCCAUGAUGAUGCAGCUGGGAAGAGUUUAGUAGAUCUCAAUCGAGCAGGAGCACCUCUCAUGGAAUUUGUUUUUGAUCCUGAUCUCAGUGACGGAGAAGAAGCUGCAGCAUUGGUCAAAGAGCUCAUCCUAAUCCUUACACGAUUGAAAACUUGCUCUUGCAAAAUGGAAGAGGGAGCCCUUCGAGUGGACGCCAAUGUUUCUGUGCACGAGCCAGGAACUCCUUUGGGCACAAGGACGGAAAUCAAAAAUAUCGGAUCUGUCAGGGGAGUUGCAAAUGCGAUAGCUCAUGAAAUCUCCCGGCAAAUUGACAUAAUUGAAGAUGGUGGGAAGAUUCACAAUGAAACUCGAUCCUGGGAUGCCACCUCCAAGACUACAGUGGCCAUGAGAGACAAAGAAGUCCUGCAGGACUAUCGUUUUAUGCCUGAACCCAAUCUUCCUCCAUUGAGACUCAGUCAAAGUUUCAUUGAAGAUCUCCGGCAAGGACUUCCCGAACUACCCGAAGAAACCCGUGAAAAAUUAACCAGGGAUUAUUCACUGCCUCCAGAGACUGCAAUUAUUUUAGUGAAUGAUGACAUUCUUCUGAGAUUUUUCCUGGAAAUAUCCAACCAGGAUGGGAGCAUACCGCCAAAACUAAUUGCUAACAUUCUCACCAAUGAACUCCUGACCAUUUACAACAAGAACAAGGCAUCAAUAGAGGAAUGUGAAAUCCCUUCAAGAUCCCUUGGGAAUUUGAUCAAGAUGCUUCAUCAGGGUAAAGUUAAUCUUCAGAUAACUCGAUUGAUCCUCCAAGAGCUCUUUCAAAAUCCCUCUGAGUGCCCCAAUAACGUGGCAGAAUCCAAGAACUGGAAGCAAAUCUCUGAUGAAGGCGAAAUUGAGAAAAUCUGUGAGGCUACUUUGGUCGCAAAUCCUAAACUUGUAGCUGCAUACCGUGGAGGAAAAACAAAGGUAUUCUACGCGAUAGUUGGUGAAGUGGCCAAAAGCACGGAAAAUCGUGCAAAUAUAUCGAUUGUGGUGGAAAAACUCAAGAAAAUGUUGAAAUAAAUCGCAAAAUCGCCAUGCUAUGGCGCCCGUUA